Molecule: messenger RNA, 1321 nt
Organism: Physella acuta
Lineage: Eukaryota; Metazoa; Mollusca; Gastropoda; Physidae
Source: RefSeq, a predicted model, not a curated record
UUUACCAGGAAAACGUGUGUACGAGCUGUCAUACAUGUUAUACAUGGGCAGCAUGAGACGGUCGUAUGUUGUCAGUAAUGUCAGGUGUCAACAUUUUAAACAGAUAUGGGCUUCGUUCUACAAUCAUCGGCUAUAAUGGUCUGUCUUAUUAUACAUAUACAUGCCUUACAAUUCUACAUACGUGAUUAUGAAGAUUCAGCCAACAAUGUCACAAUAGCAUACCUUAGCAAUGCUAACAAGUUGUUGUUUGAAGCUUUUGUUCAUUUCGAAAGCGCACAACAUGAGUUUGCAAAGAAUAUUUACUUUACUUACACUAAUGCGACUGUUUCGAAAAGGAUUUGUAUCGUAGAUCUUCAACCAUGCAAUGGAGGUCUGAGAAGAAACAGAUGCUACUGUGAGAGUAUUGAUGAGUCAGGAUUUUACAAGGUCGUGUUAAACAUAUCGGCUUCAGACUAUGAGAGUAGUGGAGAAAUAUACGGCACUGUCACAAAUCUAUCGCUGACAAAACACUACAGUAACAGAUUGAAGCACCAUUUUGGUAAAACUGACCGACCUUUGAAACAAGUGCAUCACACUUCAACAGAGGCUUUAGCAACUCAUGAGGGGAAUGUUACAGAAUCAUACAAAGAUCAGAACUCCACAAAGUUAUCACUUCAAAUCAUAGACGCCAAUGUCAAGAAAAAAUACCCUUUUCAAAUAACAGAGGAAGGGAGAGGUGACUCUUCAGAUUCGACAGAAAUAAAUAUCGCUCUAGUUGUUAUCAUAACUUUAAUUGUCAGCAUUGCUGUUUUUAUCAUUUUUAUUCUCUGCUUCACCAAAGAUGACGUAUUUUAUACUUCAGCGAAGAGGAGAACCACGGAGACUGAUCACACAUAUGAGGAGAUAUGUGAUGUUCAAACUAAACCACAACCACAGAAUCACGCGGCGAUAUAUGUCAACGGUAUACAUCCUUCGGUACAUGCUAACAUAAAAGGACCCGUGUAAUUAUGGCACAAUAUUAAAUUCCGAACAUCGACAAAUGGGCAAAAUAUUUAAAUUUACUGUAUUGGCAAUUGUUAACGUAUAUUUUUUUAAUGAUUUAAUAUUUUGCAAUGUUUUAAUUAUUAUAAUGAUUUGCACCCAUAUGUGAUAAGUAUUAUUUUACAAAUGCCAAGUCUGUUGGUAUUCACUCUAUGAGUUAUUAUAUAAAGUACAGUAAGUUCGGUGAAUUGAAUGAUUUUUUAAAUUGUAUCGUUGAAAGCUUGUUUUUGUUAUAUUAUGUGAUCAUGCAGCUAGAAAUACUAAUAAAAAUGUUGAUUUGUUUAACUGCUUAAUUUCCAGC